ACAGCCGACAACCUCGGAAUCGUUUUCGACUUCCUUUGUCUGCUUAAUGCUCGACUGCCGCAUCGAUUUUGCGACCAGAACAAGAAGUCUUUCUGGCAGUUCGACUUGCAGUAGCACCACCCAUUCCGCAAUCCUGCUUGGUUUUACGCCCCUGGUGCAAAACAUAGACAAUGGGUCGCCCUCCGGCUUAUAUCUUCGUCGUAAGGCACGGAAACCGCCUGGAUGCUGCCGACAAGCAGUGGCAUCUCACCUCGCCCGCGCCCUACGAUCCUCCGCUGACCUACGGAGGAUGGCAACAGUGCAAGACACUUGGUGCUCGAAUCGCCUCCAUCUUGCGGGACAGAGAAGCCGAAGAUGAAGCCGCACAAACAAGUACCAGUCACAGCUCAGGCAAAGCCACGGCCCAGUCGAGAAAGAAGAAGAAGAAGAGAUACAAGGUCAUACUUCACAGUUCACCCUUUCUGCGCUGCAUCCAGACAUCCAUCGCCAUCAGCGCCGGCAUGGCCUCCAAUACCUACUCUCGAACACAAUCAACCGAACAUGUACCAUUGCAAGCAAAACGCUCGCGAAUCAACCAAAUAUCAUCUUUUUCCAACCCAGCUCCGUCCCCAUCGCGACCUACCAUAUCCACCGACGUUCCUCCUACCCACCAGCCACAUAACCCGGCCCAUAUAGAUAAAACCAUAUUACGACUCGACCCCUUCCUUGGGGAAUGGGCAUCGCCUGACUAUUUUGAGCACAUAACCCCACCUCCAAAUUCAAACCUGAUGCUCAUGACGGCAAAAGCAGACCUGCUACGGAAGGAGAACUACGACACUUACCCCCAUUUCAACACCCGUCCGAGCAUCACGCCCACCACACCUAGUCAGCUUUGGAAUUCUCCCACUGCGACGCACAAUUCUGGGCUGGACAACCUCCCUAGAAUUGGUGAAGCUCUGCCUGGAAAUGGGCCGAAUGAGGCGUCGGAAUGGAAGGCAGGUCAUAAGGCCUCCCUCUCCGAAACGGCCAUCUCUGUGGGCUACGUUGCACCGGUGCCCUCGCACGCUGUCUCCUCCAUGGAGCCAAUCCCCCACGGUUAUGUUGCCCACGCAAGGGAUCAAUGUGUGGACUUUGAUUACCAGUGGGACUCGACGAGAGACCCAGUCACCUGGGGCGAAGGAGGCGUACUGCCGGAAGAAUGGGCAGCCAUGCAUGGACGGUUCAGAAAAGGUCUCAAGCGAUUGGUAGAUUGGUAUUCAACAGCAGAACACCCAGGUCAAAUGGUCACCAAGACCCCAACGACGCCUAAUUCUGUCAAGUUCGAUGGUAGCCCCACAGAGGAGUGUGCCGUUGAUGAAGACGAUGUCGAAAUCGAAAACGUGGUCAUUCUAGUGUCACAUGGCGCUGGCUGCAACGCCCUGGUCGGCGGUAUCACGAACCAGCCUGUUCUUGCCGAUGUUCCAAUGUCAUCAUUGAGCAUGGCAAGACGGCGGGCACAACUCAAUGGUCCACAGGCCCUUGUCGACGAGCGUGCUUCGGCAUCUCUCGAGCAUGCCCUGUUGCGAGACGAGAUCACAGUACCCGAGCUUUAUGAGUUGCCGAUGUUCGCAAACACGGCCCAUCUUACAGGUUCUGCAAAUGUGAGCCGGUCCUCUAGUGUUAAUGGUGGCUCGAGGGGACGCGACUUGAAAGGCUUUAGUUCAGCACUACGGGACAUCAAUUUCGGUGCUCGCUAUAAUCCACCCAGAGAUCAUCGCAGCAAUUCGCUCAGUGCUUCUUUGGAAAGUAUGAGAAGAACUCCUGGUGGGCCAAGCGCAGGCGCCAAAUCGCCAUCCAUCGUAUCCAGUGAUGGUACAAAGGGCGGCAUCACGGUCGGGAGCGGUGUGACCAGUUUCGGCACUGCUGGCCGUAAAAGCUCCUGGGGUUUGUGGACGCCCAAGCAGCAACCUCAGGACCCCGACGAUGACCCAGAUCUACCCAUGACUCUGGACUUCAGCUACGAAAAGGAGACCGUCAACAAAUCGCCACCACCGGAGCCCAUCGUCGAGGUGCCUGAGCAUGAGACCGAGCAUUUGCCAGUAUUAUUGGCACCAACAGUACAGGGCGAGGAUCACGACGCUUUUGACACAAAUGCAUUCCCGUCGUAUUCUUCGGCAUCCGGAUCUGGUCUCUGGGGAACGCCUCGACCACCUGACGAUGCCGAGAAGCUGAGAGAUUUUAGCUCCCAGAAGAGACGCUGGACCGUCACAGAACGACAGCCAGUAACUUAGCACACCGUGGUUGACCAUCGCCGCACAUGUGUGUAUCGUGCGAGCCACCUGCGAAUUAUGCUUUUU
Truncatella angustata is the source of this 2315-nucleotide messenger RNA. RefSeq lists its product as uncharacterized. The transcript is spliced from 2 exons. The record is from RefSeq and is a predicted model, not a curated record. NCBI's taxonomy places the organism in Eukaryota, Fungi, Ascomycota, Sordariomycetes, Amphisphaeriales, Sporocadaceae. Bases 171 to 2249 code for a protein of 692 amino acids.